Messenger RNA from Penicillium hordei, 1590 nucleotides. RefSeq names its product Zn(II)2Cys6 transcription factor. Gene Ontology annotation, cellular component: nucleus. Gene Ontology annotation, biological process: regulation of DNA-templated transcription; DNA-templated transcription. The record is from RefSeq and is a predicted model, not a curated record. Gene Ontology annotation, molecular function: zinc ion binding; DNA-binding transcription factor activity, RNA polymerase II-specific; DNA binding. Bases 1 to 1590 code for a protein of 529 amino acids. NCBI's taxonomy places the organism in Eukaryota, Fungi, Ascomycota, Eurotiomycetes, Eurotiales, Aspergillaceae. The transcript is spliced from 5 exons.
AUGUCCUCUACACUAGAUUCUCCCUACGGCUUAGGGUAUGGGGUCAAAGUAAACCAUGCCGGUACACACCCAUCGAUCCGCCAGCCACCCGGCUCAGCUUGUCAGUACUGUCGGAAUAAAAAACUGAAAUGUGAUGCUCGCCAACCACAAUGUGGAACAUGUUUGGCAUCAGGGGUGGAGUGCAUCCGGUCCACACAUUCUCGGAAGCGAGGGUCGCGAAAGGACCACAUGAAAGUUCUACAGGAUCGAAUAGACGUUCUCGAACAGGAUGCUCGCAAAGCGCGCUCCAGCUUCACUCCAGAUCUCGUUGACAUGGACUUCCAUAUGCAAUCGUUUGAUCUUCCGACCGAAUAUGAUCCGUUCGAGAACAUCUCGGAUGUUCCACCCUUUUCGGAGUCCAUGGACCCCCUGCCGCCACUGAUUCUUGAUGAUAAAAGCGACAACGUCCAACCUCAUCACAGUAUCCAACCAAUCAGUUUCCCGGGUCCCUCCUUGGACGUUUCCGACCUGAUGGACCAGCUGUAUUUAGAACGGACCCAUCACCUUGCUCCUAUCUUGCAUCGACAACACUAUUUCUCGUGGACUCGCUCGCCGACCAAGACGGAAGCGCAGGUUUGUUUACAGUAUGCCAUGUGGACUCUGGCUGGGUCUCUAUCAUCUCAGUUACAGCAUGUCUGUGAAUCAUUUUACCAACACACAUGCAGCCUGCUCGAUGUAUUGUCGACUCGGGACAAUGACCUCCCCCAGAUUGAGUAUGUACAGGCAUGCAUUUUAAUUCUUUACUAUGACCAGAUGAAGAAGAGCUUCCGCCGCGGCUGGACUAGUGCCGGGCGUUGUAUCCGCGCCAUCCAACUCAUGCGGCUAUUUGAGGUCGAUAGACCCCAAGGUAAGGUGGAAAGUGGUGGCUGGAUCCAUAAAGAGGAGAAACGUAGGGCAUUCUGGGUGGUAUACUCGCUGGAUAUCUUUAUCAGCUUACAAGGGGAGUGGCCACUGAGUCUCUUGGAGCAUACGAAUUUUAUUCGACUCCCGGCACCAGAAUGUGAUUUUCAGAACGGCCGCUCCGUUGAGAUGCCAUUCCUAGCAACUGUUCUGUCGUCUAAUACGUCCUCGGUAUUUUCGCCCUUCACCGAGUCGAUCAUCUUUGCCACCAUUAUCAGACGGGUCACCACAAACACCUGUGAUUGCUCAGUCAAAAGCAGUAAAAGCGUCUGGGAGAAACAGAUUUCGCUUAACAUGAUUGUACAGACGAGGCUGAAGGCACUGUCAUCCAAGUAUCAGAAUUUUGUGUUCCCAUUACCUGACGACCCCAUGCAUAUGUUCACCAUGAUGCUCGCACAGGCGAGUGUUUUGUACCUCUACAGCAUGCAACAUUCACUGGUUCGGAUGGCCCAGAAUAAUCAAAGCGCUAUAUUGACGCUAGAGCAUGAGUCUUUACUGGCUGCGGGAGAAAUACUCAGUCUUUCAACGUCUAUCCUCAACUUGAGCUUCCUUAAAGUCCACCCAUUUACCCCGUUGCUCCUCGCCAAAUGUAUCGAAUUCUACAACACUUAUUAUGACUUGGAUGAGUUCAGUCGCCCACCGAUCCAGUAG